GGGAUCAUAACAGUUUCUACAUUAGCUGAAAAAACAUUACCGGAACAAAAUGCAAAGGAUUGGAGUAGCUUUGGCCCUUCUGGCUUGUGGACUGGCUCUUGUCGAGGCCCAGGAAUGCCUGGUUUGCCAAACGGAUAACGAUGUCUACUGUUACAAUCAGACAUCCUAUCAGUUCUGUAGUGGAUCCAAUCUCUUUGGAACCAUACAAAAUUGUCCAACUGGCAGCGUGUGCUCUAAUUCCGACGACGUGUGUGUGGCAACUUCGGCAAUCAGUGAUACUGUCCUGGAUGUAUGUGGAUCAUCCGGUGGAAAUGGUGCAGACUGCGGCGAUUGCUCGGGAGGAUCCAAGUACGUUUGCGUCAGCCAGACCCAGUUUGCCCGAUGCGUCAGUUCAGCGGUCUCCGCUGUCUUUGACUGUGCCACCGAUGAGAUCUGUUCCUACAGUCAAUACCAGAAUGGAUACGAUAUUUGUGUGCCCUCCUGUGCCGCUGAUUAUUUGAAACUUGAUGCCACGUGCAGCAACAGCGAGUAUACAACUACUACCACCACGGCGGCACCUGCCACCACACCUAGUGCCACGGAACUGGCAACUGCUUGUACCAAUGCCGUGCCCAGCUCCAAUCCCAGCUACUUCUAUACCAGGAACUACGACGACGCCAACUGCCAUACUUAUAUUUACUGCCAGAGAAGUGGAACCGAUUCCUGGGUGUCGGUCUUCUUGACUUGCAAGUCCAACCGCUACUACGAUUCCACCACCAACACAUGCGUUGCAACCUGGCCGGCCAGUUGCUCGGCUACAACAACGUCUUCUUCGUCCAGUUCCACUGAAGCAUCCUCGUCUAGUUCUACUGAAGCAUCUUCGUCCAGUUCCACUGAAGCAUCUUCGUCUAGUUCCACUGAAGCAUCUUCGUCCAGUUCCACCGAAGCAUCUUCGUCCAGUUCCACUGAAGCAUCUUCGUCCAGUUCCACUGAAGCAUCUUCGUCCAGUUCCACUGAAGCAUCUUCGUCUUCUUCAACGGAUGAUUCGAGUUCCUCCAGUGAUUCAUCUUCAUCCAGCGAGAGCUCUUCUACGGAAAGUUCUUCCAGUGCCGCUACUUCCGAGUCUUCCACAUCGGAUGCUUCUAGUUCUUCCAGUGAUUCUUCUUAAUCCGGGGAGAACUCUUCACAAUAAUCAGUUUCAGAAGACAUCCCUAGAAAGAUCAAUAUAAGUUAAUCACUUUCUACAAAAAGCUCUUAUUAGUCCAAUACUAUUAUAUUUCUUGGUAAUAAAUAAACAUUUUAA
Molecule: messenger RNA, 1282 nt
Organism: Drosophila bipectinata
Lineage: Eukaryota; Metazoa; Arthropoda; Insecta; Diptera; Drosophilidae
Cellular component (GO): extracellular region
Molecular function (GO): chitin binding
Source: RefSeq, a predicted model, not a curated record